UUACCCGGCAAUUCAUCAAACGAGCGGUGAAGGACGGCAGAAAAAUGCCGCGAUUCAAUCAGUCAACCUAGACGCCGAGCCCGGCGCGGCAAAGUGGGUGGAGCGGAGCCCUCUGCCUCCACGUACGUCGUCGUGAUGAUGAUGGCGGUGGGGAUGGCCUCAGCGCGCAAUUCCCUUUCUCGCUCUGGCGGUGGUGCAGGCGCGCGCCUUGUGAUGGGCGAUUCGCCCGCCGCCAGGGCCGCACACCAGCACGCUCACUCGGCUCUUCCAACUUGCAGUUGCCACGCACCACCUGAGAUCUUCGAAGCACUUCCAAUCGUCGCUCUUCGUAUUUUUUUUGCGUGCACGAUUGCUCGGCUGCUCCUUGAGGCGACGACCUACGCACACGCCACCCCUCAGUGUCUCCGUCGUUACGGACGCAGGCACCUGAUGCCUGACAUACGAGGUGAUCGGCAGCGGCGACCGGUGGUAUUAUUUGUCGUAGUUAAGUGCUGGCGCGAGACGAUGCUCAUGAAACCGUCGUGUACCUUGUCGUGUUCUUUGAACCGAGGAAAGGGAGUGACAAGGAACCGACCUAGGAAGGAACGAGUGCUUGAUUGCUCGCCUUGUCGCGUGCUUGUGUGUGUGAUUGUGUGUUCGUAUUCUACUACUACCAGUACCCUAUGUUACUCCUUCUGCUGUCUACUGCUGCCUUAGCCUGCCUUUUUGUUUGUCACCAUCAUCACACUGGCGCUACCCCCGUCUGACUGUGAAGCUCUAGCUUCUGCACAUCAAAGUCGUGUUGUCCUGUUGGUCUACCCAUCCAGAGAAGAAAAAAAGGGAAGGAAGAAGCCACACCAUAUUCAUCCCAUCCGCCCUGUCCAUCCAUCCAUUCCCCUUUUUCGCGAAUCGCAUAAUAAAAAAGCUUAAAUACUUUAACCGCCAGUCCAAAGCGUGUCAAAAAGAAAAAAGAGAGAAAAAUUCGGGCGUGCGUGCGCACGCCGUACAACAACGAAACGCCGCCGC
Aplosporella prunicola CBS 121167 is the source of this 1005-nucleotide messenger RNA. RefSeq lists its product as uncharacterized. The transcript has a single exon. Bases 136 to 696 code for a protein of 186 amino acids. The record is from RefSeq and is a predicted model, not a curated record. NCBI's taxonomy places the organism in Eukaryota, Fungi, Ascomycota, Dothideomycetes, Botryosphaeriales, Aplosporellaceae.